AUGGGUGGUGAAGGGAAUUCUCACAAGCGACCUGGAUCGCCGCCGGGCGACCUGUCAAUGCCUCCAGCAAAGAUGUCUAAGUCUGGACACCUUCAGAUCAACUAUCUGAAGCGAGAAAAGAAGGAGGUCAUACCUCUAGCUACACCAGAGGAGCCAAUGCCUCGCCUGAUCAGGCUGCUCCAAGAAUAUGAUGCCGUCUUGCAGCGACACGAGAGUUUAGCUGGCAACCUUGGAGCUUGUCCUGUUGGUCCUAUCCUGUUGAAGAGGUUCGAGCGGUUGUUCGAGGGGCCACCAAGGAUACUGAAGUCGAAUAGUCGUGACCCAAACAUAUCGUGGCUUGAUGUUGUGGAAUUUGCGCAGAAUAAGCCUGAACAAUUUGAUCUCGAAAAGACACGAAACGGCAUACGAGUUUGCCAGUUCUACCUCAAACAGUGCCGCGUUGAGAUUUCUGAGGAAGACUAUGUGCUCAUCCGCAGCGGAAUGCCACAGAAACUAAUUCCCCCACAACCAAUUCUAGAGGAUGAAGAGAAGGAGCUCGGAGUUAUAGAUGUACUUGACCUUUCCGCUCGAGCACGACAAGUGGCUCAUCGUAUCAAGAAUCGACGUACAGCAAUUCUGGCAAGACGAGAAGCUGAAGGAGACGUCGCUAGGAACGUGCUUAGGUCAAAUGACCUUCCACCAUCGCCGGCGUUUGAGCACAAUGGCGUGCUUCCAGCAGCGCCUGAGCAACCAUUACAGUCGAGAGCUCCGCCUGUAUCAUCAAUUCCUUCUCCUACCAUGCCUUCUAGUGGUUUCACCGCUGUAAAUACACGGCACUCUCUCCCUCCUUCAGAGGCUCAACCUUUCUCCAUGAUGCGGGAGAUACACCAUGAUCACCAGCAAGAGCCUGUCAGGAGAGAGUCAGCAGUAAGAGAGCCCAUUUCGGAUGGGCCAUCCACCCACACUCCGGCACAACACCAUUCGCAUCGGAUGUCCGACCCAAAGCCUACAGCUGCUGUCGGCGAUGAUUGGAUGAGCAAGUUCUUGACACCAAGCGAACGUGCCGCCGGUUUGACAGUCGAUCAAGUACGACGAGAGAACCUUACUUCGCCAUAUCGAACCACGUCUCGAGGCGAGACCGGCCCCACCAUUGAUGACAGCAAUCGUAUGUCGAGCAUGCCACCAACUAAGCAGGAAACUCGAAGACAGUCCGAAGGAACCUUGCCGGAGAAAGCCGUCUCUGUUGCAAGCACUGAAGGCCAAGGCCCGUCGGUGCCUAUCCCGAACACUCCUGCUUCCUUGAUGCCGCAACAGAAACCACAAAAUUGGAUCAGAGAUGAUGGUGGUCCUCACAAAGCUGAAAUGAUUUCACGGAUGGAGACAAUGAAACGUGGUGAGCGCGUGAUUCCUCCUUGCGAUAGAUGCAGGAGACUUCAUAUGGACUGCACUAAGAACUUGACCGCGUGUCUUGGAUGCACCAAGAAACAUGCAAAAUGCUCCUGGAAGGAUGUGAGUAUGGAUGAAUUGGAAAGUACAGCUCCAGCUGCACGUGAGAGGGAGAAGGAGCAGGACAACAUAGUGGCUACAACCGCGUCGGAUUGGGACAAUAUGCUGAAGUACAACAAGCCAGAUCAGCUCGAGCAAGGCAGAACCAGUCCAAGCUCCAGCUCUGUUCCGACAGCAGAAGCCGCACUUGACAUUUCCUCUAAUAAAGCGUCUACACCCAGGAUGCACAGUCCACCUCAGAAUGGUAUUGCAAGAUCAUCCAACCACCUCCAAGAGUCUCCAAGACUGGAUGUUCGCCCUCCUCCCUUAGAACAACAGCUUCGUGAUGCUACCGAAGACAGGACACAUCAGCUUGGCGCGACGUCGAGGUUUUCACCCUUUCCACGACCGUUUUCACAGCACCAAUACUCGAACCAGUUGAAAGAUGAGUCGGCUGAUACUGGUGAUCGAUUGGCGGCCAUAGCGAACCAGGUCUAUCGAUCUGCUUCGCAAAACACGAACAGAUACGGAAUGCUCAUUACCACCUUUGGAGAUACAGUCUACGCCAUAGCAGGCAAAGUCAUCUUCUCGAAGCAAAGUGAUUGA
Molecule: messenger RNA, 2070 nt
Organism: Lithohypha guttulata
Lineage: Eukaryota; Fungi; Ascomycota; Eurotiomycetes; Chaetothyriales; Trichomeriaceae
Exons: 3
Coding region: 1-2070 (689 amino acids)
Biological process (GO): regulation of DNA-templated transcription
Molecular function (GO): zinc ion binding; DNA-binding transcription factor activity, RNA polymerase II-specific
Source: RefSeq, a predicted model, not a curated record